CAUUCGAAGUGCAUUUGUGAACAGAGGUUUGAUUUAAUAACAUUUUCAGAAAUUGUUCCAAUACGACUGUGGUCAAUUAAAAAUUGUACUUGUUUCUUUUUCUACUGUGAUUUGAAAAAUUAAGAAAAUAAUUUGUAUAAGAAGUUGAGUAAGACCACGUCGAUCAUGAAACAAACGAAUCUUGGCCUUUGUGCCAUUGCAGCCCUAGUGGCUUUGUUGGGUUUGGGUUUAAUUAAUGCAUCUCCUGUACACCAACAACAAUUGGUGGGUGCAAACAAAUGUACCUGGGGUCCUACAUAUUGGUGCAGUAACAUAACCAAUGCUAAAGGUUGUAAUGCUGUACGUCAUUGUAUUCAAACGGUUUGGGAAAGUCAUCAGGUACCCGUCGAUAAUGAUUCCAUUUGCCAGAUUUGCAAAGAUAUGGUGACACAAGCUCGUGAUCAAUUGCGUAGCAAUGAAACUAUGGAAGAAUUGAAAGAAGUUUUCGAGGGAUCAUGUAAUUUGAUUCCUAUUAAGAUUGUCAAGAAGGAAUGCUGCAAAUUGGCCGAUGAUUUCAUACCAGAAUUGGUUGAGGCUUUGUCAUCGCAAAUGAAUCCAGAUCAAGUCUGUUCCGUUGCUGGCCUCUGCAACAACGCCGAAAUCGAUAAGCUUCUUCAUAAAUAUUAUACCGCUGCUUUCGAUGGAACAUUACGUGAAAGUGAAGAAGAUUCCUCAAGUGUCGAAGUUGUUCCGAAACCAAUGCCAACAUCUGCACCCGAAAAGAAGAAGGCAUCUUUAACCUGUGGCAAUUGUUUCAAUAUGGCCACACUAAUGACCAAUAAAUUCCAUUCAAGCAAUCGUGAUGAUAUCUUGGAAAAUAUGUUACAUCUUUGCGGUGAAAUGUCAUCAUUCUCGGAUGCUUGCGCCAAUAUUGUAUUGACAUAUUUCAAUGAUAUCUAUGAUCACAUUAAAGAGAAUCUUGAACCUGCUGGUGUAUGUCACAUCUCCGGCGUUUGUGCUGCCAAAUAUCAUCAACAUCCUGAAGAUCCCAAAGAAGAAGAACCCGUUGAUCUUAUGGCUCCCGGUAACGAUGAUGUUCCUUGCGAAUUGUGUCAACAAUUGGUACAUCAUUUGCGUGAUUUACUGGUGGCCAAUACAACAAUGGAAGAAUUCAAACAGGUCAUGGAAGGACUCUGCAAUCAAACUAAAGGAUUUAAAGCAGAAUGUUUGAGUAUUGUGGACCAAUACUACAGUGUUAUAUACAAAUCUUUGGUUGAUAAUCUAGACGCCAAUGGUGCCUGUUUCCUCAUUGGAGUUUGUCCCAAAGGUUCCAAUUCCAUGUAUAAGGGUGAUAUAAUGCCAUUAUUGCCAGCCAUACCACCAGCUGAAGUAAAAAUAACCAUACGCAAGAAGUUGGGUGCCCAUGAACCCAAAUUUACCCAAGAAGAACUCAAAGCUAUGACUUUACCCAUUGAUCAUUUGAUGGGUGCUGCUAAUCCCUUCCAACUUGUCAAUAAUGGAGAAUUGUGUACCAUUUGUGAAUAUCUGUUGCAUUUCAUUCAGGAAACCUUGGCCACGCCAUCUACCGAAGAUGAAAUCAAACGUACCGUUAAGAAUAUUUGCGAAAAACUACCUGCCAGUGUUCGUGGCAAAUGUGAUGAUUUUGUCGAUAUGUAUGGAGAUGCUGUAGUGGCUCUAUUGAUUCAAGGUUUGAAUCCCGUUGAAAUAUGCCCGAAGAUGCAAAUGUGUCCAAAACAUCAUGAAAACCAUAAUGACAUGGAAGUGUUUUCACCCAAAGCCACUGAUGAACAAGAUAAGCCCACUUGUCCUCUAUGUUUGUUUGCUGUCGAACAAGCCCAAGAAAAGAUCAAGGGUGACAAAUCAAAGAAAAACAUUAAAAAUGUUUUGGACAAUUUGUGCAAUCAUUUGCCACAAAAACUACAAAACGAAUGUGUUGAUUUUGUCGAUACCUACUCCUCGGAAUUGAUCGAUAUGCUUAUUAGCGACUUUAAACCCCAAGAGAUUUGUGUUGCCCUAAAAUUGUGCCCCAAAUCAAAUAACUAUUUGGAAGAACUAGGUAUUAGUGUUGAAGACGAUAGCUCCAGCCAGGAAAUCGAUAAUGAUAUGUCAUUUAACGAAAUUGUUAACAACGAAGAUAUGCCUGUUGAAAUUGUAUUCCAACAGCAUAAUGAAGGUAUUACACCCAAUUGUUUGUUGUGUGAAGAAAUGGUGAAAAUAGCCGAAAAACGUAUCAAUAAGAAAACCACAAAGGAUGACAUUAAGAAAGCUUUGGAAAGGUCAUGCGAAAAAAUGCGUGCAAAUUUGCGACCAAAAUGCCAUAAAUACGUGGAUAAAUAUGGUGACAAAAUCGCUGAAUUUUUAUUGAAAGAAAUGGAUCCGAAAUUAAUUUGUGCCGAAUUGGGUCUAUGUCUUUUCAGUGAACAGGAAGACUUGGAAAUUGAUGAAGCUUUGAAAUACGAUGUUAUUGCUAUGCCCCAGGAGAACGUUGUCUUGGCUAAAAAUGAUCGCUACAGUGGCUUGGACGAGUCGAUGACCAUACAAGAACCGCCAACAUGUGUACUGUGUGAAUUUGUAAUGACAAAAUUGGAAACCGAAUUGAAGAAUAAAACCGAACAGGAAGAUAUUAAACGUGCCAUUGAAAGUAUUUGCAAUCGCAUGCCCAAAACAGUGGCCAAGAGCUGCGAUAAGUUUGUAGAGCAAUAUGCCAACGCAAUUAUUACUCUAAUUGGCAGUGUACCACCCAAAGAAAUUUGCCAACGUAUGCAGUUGUGCUUUGCAGGCCUAAGCGAAGUGGUUACAGAUGAAGUUAUUGAGUGCGGAGUUUGUCAUGGUGCAUCCUCUUCACUUUUGCCAUAUUUGAGAAAACAUACCGAACAUGAUGCAAUUGGCGUCAGCGAUUUGAUUGAAAUUGCAUGUGAAAAUGUACCAGCUAAAUAUUAUAAGAUUUGCUCGGAAAUGGUUCAAGUUUACGGCAAAAGUAUCAUGCAUUUGUCUGAGAGCAUAGUUAUUGAUGAGUCCAGUAUCUGUGCCCAAAUUGGCAAAUGUUAUAAUUAUGAAAGAUCUUCAUUGGCUUUUGCCAGAAUUUCGGGUUAAAUAAUCCAGCAAAAAAUGUAAUGUAGAAACAAAAAAACUAAAUCAUUUUAAAAUUAUUUGGUACAUCAAUGAAAAGUGUGGGUGAAUUCUUAACAAAUGUGAUGCGUAUAUUUUGAGUUUGUACAUUUUUCUUAUCUAAUAAAAACCCUCAAACUACAACAAACAAAAAUCUACGACUUUAAAGUAUAAACAUGUAUAAAUCUUUAUUAUAACUAUUAAAACAGUAAAUAUAAAUAUCGAAAAAGAGAAGUCGGACAUAAAUCUUCAGCAAAUUUGAUACAUUUUUUAUUCCUUUCUCUUUGUAUAUUCAUUCUACUUAUUUUUCAUAUGAAAACAACGAUUAAUCGUGUAUCUAUGAACCAUUUAUCAAAUAUUAUUUUAGUUGGAUCGUUUUAGUAAAUUAAGAUUUUAAUGAAAAAUAAACUUAAACAUACACCAUUUAAA
Molecule: messenger RNA, 3537 nt
Organism: Musca domestica (house fly)
Lineage: Eukaryota; Metazoa; Arthropoda; Insecta; Diptera; Muscidae
Gene: Sap-r
Exons: 11
Coding region: 166-3093 (975 amino acids)
Biological process (GO): sphingolipid metabolic process
Cellular component (GO): lysosome
Source: RefSeq, a predicted model, not a curated record